This is a messenger RNA of Monopterus albus (swamp eel), 3008 nucleotides long. RefSeq names its product transmembrane 9 superfamily protein member 4 (gene tm9sf4). Gene Ontology annotation, cellular component: membrane. The coding region runs from base 126 to 2054 and encodes 642 amino acids. Lineage: Eukaryota; Metazoa; Chordata; Actinopteri; Synbranchiformes; Synbranchidae. Gene Ontology annotation, biological process: protein localization to membrane. The transcript is spliced from 18 exons. The record is from RefSeq and is a predicted model, not a curated record.
CCAGCAUGUUGUUUGAUGCAUGCCAACAUGCACUAUAUAUUUAUGAUUCUUCUUAUUUAUAAUUCCUCAUUUUAUUUUUUCCCAGCGCAUUUUUGUUGUCUUCCUAGUUCCGUUCAGAUGGAUGCAUGUUGCAGAAACGGCAGGAGACGUGGUGGGCCUUGUUGAUAUUGUCCUUGUUGCCCAUGGUUCGACCCUUCUAUGUUCCUGGAGUUGCUCCCCGGGACUUCCGUGAGGGUGAUGGAUUAGAUAUAAAGGCAGUGAAGCUAACCAGCUCCCGAACACAGCUUCCUUAUGAAUACUACUCCCUCCCUUUCUGUAAGCCAAAAUCUGUUGUCUACAAGGGGGAAAACCUGGGUGAGGUGUUGCGUGGGGACCGUAUAGUGAAUACCCUCUACAGUGUUGAGAUGAACAAGAACAAGAAAUGUGAGAUUGAAUGCGACAAGAAAAAACUCAGCAUAGAAGAGAGCAAGCUGAUUGCUGAGCGAAUCCAGGAGGAGUAUUAUGUUCACCUUAUUGCAGAUAACCUGCCUGUUGCCACCAGAUUAGAGUUUUACCCAAACAGAGAGGCAGGAGGGGAGGAUGAGCAGAAGAAGGACGUGGUGAAAGAUAUCCAGUUUGAACAUGGCUACAGACUGGGCUUUGUUGACAACAACAAGUUUUAUCUGCACAACCACCUGUCCUUCAUCCUGUAUUUCCACAGGGAGAAGUUGGAGGAAGAGGAUAUUCAUGACUACAGAGUGGUGCGAUUUGAAGUUGUACCACAAAGUGUUAAAGUAGAAGACCUGAAAGCAACGGGAAAUGUGUGCACCUUGCCUGAGGCUAGUGGCUCCACGCCCCAGGAGAUUGACCCAGACAAAGAGAACGAGGUCCUCUUCACCUACUCUGUCCACUGGGAGGAGAGCGAGGUAAAGUGGGCGUCUCGAUGGGACACGUACCUGACUAUGAGCGAUGUCCAGAUCCACUGGUUCUCUAUUGUCAACUCUGUGGUGGUCGUCUUCUUCCUGUCUGGUAUUCUGAGUAUGAUCAUCAUCAGGACCUUGAGGAAGGACAUUGCAAACUACAACAGAGAGGAUGAUAUAGAGGACACUAUGGAGGAGUCGGGAUGGAAGAACGUCCACGGUGACGUCUUCAGACCACCUCAAUAUCCCAUGAUCCUCAGUUCUCUGCUGGGCUCAGGGAUCCAACUCUUUUGCAUGAUUCUCAUUGUCAUCUUUGUUGCCAUGCUGGGCAUGUUGUCUCCGUCCAGUAGAGGGGCCUUGAUGACCACUGCUUGCUUCCUCUUCAUGUUCAUGGGUGUAUUUGGUGGCUUCUUUGCUGGGAGACUGUACCGCACACUCAAGGGUCACCGGUGGAGGAAAGGAGCAUUUUGUACAGCAACUUUGUAUCCUGCUGUGGUUUUUGGAAUCUGCUUCAUCCUCAACUGUUUCAUCUGGGGAGAACACUCCUCUGGGGCUGUUCCCUUCACCACAAUGCUAGCCCUGCUGUGCAUGUGGUUCGGUAUCUCCAUGCCCCUGGUCUACCUGGGCUACUAUUUUGGCUUCCGCAAACAGCCUUAUGAUAAUCCUGUACGCACCAACCAGAUCCCUCGGCAGGUCCCAGAGCAGCGCUGGUACAUGAACAAGUUUGUAGGAAUCCUGAUGGCUGGGAUCCUGCCGUUUGGUGCCAUGUUCAUCGAGCUCUUCUUCAUUUUUAGUGCCAUCUGGGAGAAUCAGUUUUAUUACCUGUUUGGCUUCCUGUUCCUGGUCUUCAUCAUCUUGGUGGUUUCCUGCUCUCAGAUCAGCAUUGUCAUGGCUUAUUUCCAGCUCUGUGCAGAGGACUACCGGUGGUGGUGGAGAACAUUCCUGGUUUCAGGAGGCUCAGCGUUCUACGUCCUCGUUUAUGCUGUCUUCUACUUUGUCAACAAGCUGGACAUUGUGGAAUUCAUCCCCUCACUCCUGUACUUCGGCUACACCGCCCUCAUGGUGCUGUCAUUCUGGCUGCUAACGGGCACGAUCGGUUUCUACGCUGCCUACAUGUUCAUCAGGAAAAUCUAUGCUGCGGUCAAGAUCGACUGAGUCACCACCAUCACUGCUGUUCUCAUCAUUUGUUUUUUUUUUUCUUUUUGGGGUCACUUUUAAAAAUAUAUUUUUAUUCAUCAUGUCCAAAAAGCACUGACUUGUGUGUCGAGGGAGCGAGAGGGGUUUGUGUGGUGCAACAGCCCCGCCCACUGGCCUCAAGGGGAAAUACAGCAAGGUGGCAGAGUUGACCAGCUGUUCUCCCUCCCUCUUUUCCUCACUUGUCCCCCUUCCUUUCUUCAGGACAGUCUUGGGGGAGUCUUCCUCUGAUGGGGCAGCUCAUGUCCUGCUGUUUCACCCUGCACAUGACACAGUGGGCCAAAGCUUGUCCAACCAUGGUUUCUGUGCAUUUUCUUUUCAUUGUGUAUUUUCAGUCUAACUUAUCCAGGUUUUUAUUUUUGUCAUCACAGGAUUUCUCCCUACUUAAUUUUAUUUGAUCAUCUCCUGGGGAACUUGAUUCAUCUGAUUUCCUUACAUUAACUUUACUUUUUCCAAUGUCUGUUUUCACUGCAGAGACUGGGGGAGUCAAGCUGUGGUCAUGGUGUUAACUUUGUUGUGCUGAACCAAUAUGGAUGGAAAUUAUGCUGGGAAAUUCUGCAUUGUAACACGAAGAGGUUAAGUUAAAUGUUCUAUUAUUUUUUACUUCAGUUUCCAAUUCCUGGUGUGACCAUGUUACCACAAGUGUAAUCAAAAUAUUAGCUUCUUCUUUCCGAACAAUGGAUCUCUUGAUGUCAAAAUAUUGGUCCGUUUGCUCUAAGUGAUACAGAACUGCUCUGAAUGGGACUAUGAACCCGACGGCCUGAAGCAGUGGACUGCUGGGGGAAGCCGCUGGAGCAAAGGAAAAGCUACAGUCGGCACAGAAAUGAAAGGGAGGCAUAACAUUUUUUUUUUUUUUAUUUGAAAGUCUGCAACACACAAGUGUUUGAAGCUUUUCCAGCGGUAACUUACAAAAAA